AUGACAGCAAUGCAGAAGCAGGGUCUCUUCACUCCGGAACCUCACUACAUCCCUGGCUAUGCUGGCUUCUACCCACAGCUGCGAUAUCAGGUGGGCAAUACCUAUGGGCGAGCCACAGCCCAGCUGCUCACGGACCCCAGCGUGCGCAAGAGCCCCUGCUCGGUGCUGUCCCCGAUGUCCACAGCCAAGUUCAUCGAGGACUUCAGCAAGCCCAAGCCACCCUGGGUUCCCUGCAGGGACCUGAUGCAGCCCUACAUCCCACAUUACACGGGUCUCAAACCUCACAAAACCUUUGAGAUUGUGGGCCAGUACCCACCCCAGGAGCUGGCCACCGAGGGGCUGCUGGGGACAGGCAAGAGGUCUAGGCAACGGCCUGCCAACUACAUGCCUUACCCACCCUGCCCACCCUGCCCACCCGGCAGGAAAGAGGACAUCAAAGACUUUGGACACCCAGGCCUGCGGCUGGCAUAUGGGGAGGACUGGCAGAGCCCUCACCCCUUCCAAGACACUCAGUCUAAUGACCUGGUGCUCCCCCACCAGCUAUACCACUACCGGAGGGAUGAAUGCCUGCCCCCACCCCAGGAGGCUGAGACUCUGGACGUGGGCAGGUACCAAAGGCUGCCCCAGCUUGACCACCCCAACCUGAUCCAACGAAAAGCCAUCUCAGGCUACGCGGGCUUUGUGCCCCGGUUCGCCUGGGUGAUGGGGAUGAAUUACCGGGAGGGAGUCACACACGCCAUGGAUGAAUUCGACAGGAACCAGUGCAGCGAGCUCCGCGCGCGGAAGGGCGGGCGCGGGCUCUGGGCGCGCGCUCGUGCCGCGGUGCGGGCUUCCGGCCGGGCGGCCGGCGAGGACAGGCCCCGAGGGGGUCAAGGCAAGCCCGUCUCAGGGCGGAGGCCGAGGAAGAUUCCGGCCGCGGCGAGCGGCGCCCUGUCUCCCGAGCUGCCGCGCGAAGCGUGUCUACUGCCCGAGUCUGGCCGCCGGGCCGCCGUGUGCGCCUUCUCGAGGGCUAGUGCCUCCGGGACUCGGGCCAUUUGGAGUCCGUGCUGUGCGGGGGCCCUGGAAGUAGGGGCCCCGGGGCCCCGGGAGGAGAGCCUCAGAGGGCCGCGGCCACCUGAGAGGCCCCCGCGCGGGCUAGCCCCUGGAGGUCUCCCCGGAGGGAGGGACGCGUUGCUAGUCGCACUAAUAAACAAGGGGCAGGUGCCAAAGCAGCGGUGGCGCCGGGCCGAGGUGCUGGUGGGGGAGGGAACCUUCCGCCGAACCCCCUCCCCCGGUUCCCCUACGGGCAGAGUUGCUCCCGGGGGCCCUGCCCCUGGCCUCUGCGUGGCUGUGUUUGUGGAGACGCUGGCGUGGCGCCCGGUCGUCUUGGCGUCUGUGCCUCAAGAGGUGCGCACUGCACCGGGCUGCCCGGAAACCUGGGCGGUGGCGGGCCGCGGGACCGCCCUCCGUGGCAUGCAAGGGUGA
Molecule: messenger RNA, 1464 nt
Organism: Echinops telfairi (small Madagascar hedgehog)
Lineage: Eukaryota; Metazoa; Chordata; Mammalia; Afrosoricida; Tenrecidae
Gene: CIMIP2A
Product: family with sequence similarity 166 member A
Exons: 8
Coding region: 1-1464 (487 amino acids)
Source: RefSeq, a predicted model, not a curated record